GGCCGCGUUCACGCUAAUGUGCCCGCGACUAUAUUCCCACCUACCGCCCUUACCUGCUCGGGCACGAGGAAGGAGGAGGGAAGAGGAGAAGAAGAAGGAGAAGGAGAAUGAGAAUAUAGAUGAGGGAGGGAGGAGGGAAGACGGAAGGAGUGAAGGUAAGAAGGAGGGAGUUGUGAUAGAGGGAGGAGAGGAGGAGAGGCGGCGGGUGGACGUGGCGGCUCCGGUGGAGAAGCUGUGAUUGACGGACAGCGAAGGGAAGUGCAGCGGCCAUGAUCCGGACCAGCAUCAGGCUGGUCUCUGUCAGCUGUGUGUAAGGCUGAGCUGAGGGGGGGCCACAUCUCUCUCACGUUGAAGGCUCCAUUCAUCUCCCCAGGACUGGAAGCUCGGUUGUUUGUUUUUUUUUAAGGACAGUUUGUUGCCAGCCGUCAUCGUCGUUCUCAUUAGAGUCAGGUGGGGAGGAUUAGCUCCGCCCCCUCACCAUGACAGACCUGGAGAUGGACUGUUUGAGUCUGGGCUUGUCCACCGACUGCAGCUCCCCUCGGGGCCUGGACCCCUCCCUGCAGGCGGACUGCAGCUCGGGUCCUGCCGCCUCAGCCCCCAUUCCCUCCCUGGCCCUCCUCUCCUCCGACUGCACCACGCCCACGCUGAGCUCAUUGGCGGCGGAGAUUGCCGAGCCUCUGGUGAUGCUGCCGUGCGUGAAGAGCGAACCCGAGGAUGAAGACCUGGAGACCAUCAGGACUGUUGACCUGUCGGAGAUUCAGCCUCUGUCCACGGCCGAGCUGGGGCAGGACCAGAUCAAGAUGGAGAUCAGUGGACUGGACUACAUCAAGUCUGAACAUCACGGCCACCAUCAGAACCAGCAGCACCACCUGGAUCAGUUUCAUCACAGCGACGUUCCAGAGUUAGACUACAAGUCCCCCUACGAGCCCAGCUCUGUCUUCGACUACAUCUCUCAGGUAACUGAUUCUCUGGACUACAUCAAGUCUGACCACCAGGUGGACCUGCAGUGUUACUACACCACAGAUCUCAGCUCCCUGAAGUCAGAGUACCCCGAGUCCAACGGCAUGGCCGCCCACCUGCAGCACAACGGCCUAGAGUCCAUACACAUGGCUGAGCUCCGUACGGAGCUCAACAAGCUCCGCCCUGACACCCUGCUCCUGGACGGUAUAGGCAAACUGGACCCUGAGUUCGGAGGAGGGGGACAGUACGACCCGUCUGCCGAGGACGGGAAGGCGUCGGCUGGGUCGUCUGCGGGUGCGACCGGACCAGGGUCGGGAGGAGGAGGUCGAGGCAGAAGUCUGGCCGUCAACAAGAAGAGUCUGACUGUGAGGAAACCUCGGAACAUGCAGGGGGAAAAGCCCUUCUCCUGCACGCAGUGCGGGAAGAACUUUAGCACGCUGGGGAACCUGAAAACACACCAGCGCAUCCAUACAGGCGAGCGCCCUUACACCUGCUCACAGUGCGGCAAGAGUUUUGGUCAGGCGGGGAACCUGAAGCGACACCAGCUGAUUCACACGGGCCAGAAGCCCUACGUGUGUGCACACUGCCCCAAAGGCUUCACCAAGGCCGACGACCUGCGCUCACACCAGCGCCUGCACACGGGCGAGCGGCCCUUCAUCUGCCUCACCUGUGGCAAGAGCUUUGGCCAGUCCAAGGAGCUAAAGGCGCACCAUCUGAGCCACACGGGCGAGCGGCCCUACUGCUGCCUGCACUGCGGCAAGAGCUUCAGCAAGGAGAUGAGCUGGCGCAACCACGUGCAGAUCCACACGGGUGAGAAACCCUUCACCUGUUCUCAAUGCGGCAAGACUUUCAGCAACUCAGGCGUCCUGAAAACCCACGAGAAGAUCCACAGCGGCGAGCGGCCCUUUGGCUGCACGCAGUGCGGCAAGAGCUUUGGCCGCCUGGGCCACCUUAAGGCGCACCAGCAGAUCCACACGGGCGAGCGGCCGUACGCCUGUCCUCACUGUGGCAAGACUUUCAGUCAGUCAGGUCACCUCAAAGCACACGAGCAGAUCCACAGACGAGAGCGAUCGGACACAGCCAGCAGCAGCAGCAGCAGCAGCAGCACAGUGGGGAGUGACAGCAGCUAAGGCCACGCCCCCCCUUUAACCUCCCAGUUAAAAACAAAGUAUUAUCUUUUUUUUUUUUUUUUUUUAAUUCUGUAUCUAUGAACUGUUUUCUACUUUUAAAUACCUUUGUGCUCUUUUACAUUCUACAUGUGGGGUCUGUUGGGAAUUUGGGCGGGGCCUGUAAAAAGACCAUCAUUCCGGACUGAUGGAGGAGAUAACUCCCCCCCUUCUUUUUUAAGAAUUUAAAAAAAAAAAACCACACACACAAUGCUUAGUUUCUUGGUUGCCUGCCUGCACCAAUGUCCUGGUUGGAAACACUUCAUCCUCUCGUUGCUCAUUGUUUGUGUAGUGACACCAGAGCAGGGUUUUACCUGCAACAGCUCCAGCAGUCCUGACUUAUGUGAUUCCAGAUCCCGAUACUGUGGCCUUCAUGUUCCGAUGAUCCCAGCAGAACUUCAGGGUCAUCACUAAAUGUUAAGCCCAGGUCCCGUUUUUUUACUUCACUCAGUAAAUAAUGAAUUUGAAAAGAAAAAAAACAGUCCACAAACAUUGAACCCUGAGCCUUCUGGUGACAGGGGGCGCUGCCACUACAGCACUCUAACCUCUAAAAUUAGAUUAAAAAAUAACGAGAGUUAAAAAUAUUUAUAAAUGAACAUUUAGAAUAAAUGUUUUAAAUCAAACUUUAAGUAACAGAGUAAAUUAAAAGGACUAUUUAACACUUAAAAGCGGCAUUUACAGGAGUUAGUUAUCUCAAUUGUUUAAUAUCACAACUUCUAAUCGAGUUGGAAUCAUGGCCAAGUUUGUCCAGCAGAGUGUGCUGUGUCCUCACUUUCAGUGCAGUACCUUCAUCCAACUUUUGAAAAGCACUUACUUUGUUUUAAAGCUAAAUAUAUAUGUUUACAGUUUAAAAAAAAAAGAACAGAUUUUUGUCAAUUAUGAUUUUUUUUUUACAAAAGUGACCUGUAGGAGAAGUUUGUAAUUAUUUUAUAAACUGUUUAUAAACUAGGUUUUCACAAACAGUAGGAUAAACUGUCAACACCUUUAGGUCUGUGAACCUGGACUAGGGAUCCCGUCUGUUUCUGUUAUGAAACGAGGGGGUGGAGCUAAAGUGACUUGGACUAGUUUCACACUGCAGGUCUCUUAGGAUGUGGGUCAACGAGUCAUAUGUGGACCACAAAGACCUGCAGUGCAGUGUGGUCUUAGUCUACGCACAAUUGGUCCAGUUGUCGGAGGCCUCAGGAAAUAUGACCCGAGAACCUAGUAACCAACUACAGUACUGGUAACUACAGCUUGGAUUCUGGGACCAAAACAAACAAAGUACCAAGUUGUUACUGCCAGAAACAGGAAGUUGCUGCUUUUACCCCACGUGUAGAACACAUCAGUAUUGUUUGAUUCCAGGUUCAACCUCGAGACCUAAUCUUUGUUGGAGUUUUCUCUCAGUUGCCAAAUGAACUGAACAGUGUUGAUGUGAACAGGGUAGUGUUUUAGUUUUUUUUUCACACAAGUUCAGUAGCGUCUACUGAAGCCCAUCUUCAAUCGGACAAUGCCCCCCCGUCACAUCCCCUUCCCAUUUUCCUGUAAACCAAUCAUCCUAUGACCCUUGACCUGACACUAGUGACCUUGGUUGGAAACUGAUAAAUGUUUACAGAUGUUUGAAAUCAAGUAAUAAUUUUUACCACAUGCAGACAUUGUCACCCCCUGGUGGCUAAACACUAGUUAACUCCUGCUGACAAAUAAUGUUUAAAAAAUGAUUGAAACAUUUUUUUUUGUUUGUUUGUUUUAGUUUGACAAAAUGUCAAUCUCAUCAGCUGGAUGGACUCUGUUUUUUUUUUUUUCUAGACAUCAGUUCUUCCCUGUGGUUGCCAUCGGUACUACUACGUCUACUUUUAAUUUUAUCCACGUGACAAUGUUUCCAGUCUGUUCCUGUGUGUCAGAUCAGUGGCGUGUUCUUUUUAGAACACCUGGAGACCACAACAGCCAGCUCAAGUUUCUCAGCGCAGCAGCUAGCCAGUUAAAGUUAACUUCAGCUGCGUUGGCGUCUUCAGCCGUGCCGACGGCCAUGACAGCGUUUUGCUAAAGCCAUUCACCUGCAUCACCUAAAUUCAGGCCCUGCCUUCUGUGAAGGGUACAAGUGUCUGAUCACUUUUUGUUUUCCUAACAAUGAUGUCUAAAAGCUAGCAGCAAUGAUUCCAGUCCCUGAUUUAGCAGUUUUAGAUUCAGGUUACUAAGCUGUUGUUCCAUAACAUUCCAGCAGGGGCUCUAACCUGUCUGACUACAUUUAACUGACCAAAUUUGUCAAUUUUUUUUUUUUUAAUUAUCACUGUCACUUUAUCAACAUCAGCAUCAGUCCAUGUAACACUCCAGGCAUUUAGCCCCGCCCAUCAGGGUAAUUGAUCAACAAGGUUCAAUGCUGUAAAUGUUGUGUCAACAAGUAAACAUAACCUGUAGAACCAAAGGACGGCUAGUACUUGGCACGCUACCUGUUGCCAGCAGGCCCCGCCCACCUUUAGAUAAAUUUAUGUUGAUGAACUGCCUUAACAUUUUUGAAAACUGAGAAACUGCUUUCAACCAAUCAAAUCAGGUGAAUGUGACGACGCGUCGUUCUUUACAUCUUUAAAUGUGUACGUCGGCAUCAGACCCGGAAAAAAAGACACUCGGCAGAUGACGGUUACAGCUCAAGAACCCCCCCCCUGUUGUCCACAGUUGUGUUUGAUAAUCCAAAAAGGACCAAAAUAUCCUUUCGAACCAUUCCAACCGACCGGCCUCAGCGUCCCACAGAUCACUCACUGUGUUCAGAUCUAUUCCUCAUUUAUUAAAAAAAAAAAA
Molecule: messenger RNA, 4895 nt
Organism: Cynoglossus semilaevis (tongue sole)
Lineage: Eukaryota; Metazoa; Chordata; Actinopteri; Pleuronectiformes; Cynoglossidae
Product: zinc finger protein 773
Exons: 3
Coding region: 480-2090 (536 amino acids)
Biological process (GO): regulation of transcription by RNA polymerase II
Cellular component (GO): nucleus
Molecular function (GO): DNA-binding transcription factor activity, RNA polymerase II-specific; RNA polymerase II transcription regulatory region sequence-specific DNA binding
Source: RefSeq, a predicted model, not a curated record